Bufo bufo (common toad) is the source of this 2426-nucleotide messenger RNA. RefSeq names its product abhydrolase domain containing 16A, phospholipase (gene ABHD16A). Bases 142 to 1848 code for a protein of 568 amino acids. The transcript is spliced from 20 exons. Gene Ontology annotation, biological process: phosphatidylserine catabolic process; monoacylglycerol catabolic process. NCBI's taxonomy places the organism in Eukaryota, Metazoa, Chordata, Amphibia, Anura, Bufonidae. Gene Ontology annotation, cellular component: endomembrane system. Gene Ontology annotation, molecular function: monoacylglycerol lipase activity; glycerophospholipase activity. The record is from RefSeq and is a predicted model, not a curated record.
UGCCUGUACUAGCAGAGCGCACCGGCUGCCGACCCACGUGACCCAGGGAUGUCACGUGACAGUGUGACGUCAGGAGGUCCUCACGGAGUAUAGUAUUUAGCCUUUACCUUACCCUAACGGUCCCGGCCUGUGAGAGGGAACAUGGCGGCCGGGGGUGAGGGGCUCAUGCGGAGGUGGAUCAGGGGCUUCGGGCUGCUUUACCUCUGCAUCCGGGGCCCUCGCCUCUAUCGGGUGUACCGGGUACACGGCCGGGCGGCGAUCGGGAGAGGCCGGCCCAUGCAGGAAGGAGACGCCGAGAGCUCCUGGGAAUCCUUCUAUCAACCAAAGGCUUUGGAGAAACACACAGACAGCAUCCUGGCAUGUGUCUCUGUGCUGUGGACCAUCUCGUACUACUGCUCCCCCCUCGCUGCCUUCUAUAUGUACAGAAAAGGGUAUAUGACUGGGACCCGGCUGAUACCUCUAACACAGUACGGCUUAACACUUAUGUUCCUGCUGGCGGGAAUAGCGUGUUUAAGAGGUAUAGGCAGAUGGAGCAAUCCUCAGUAUAUUCAGUUUAUCAGCAUUUUACAGAGAACCAAGAUGGAUGAUUGUCCAGAGAACAAGAAAAUGUUGUCCAAUUUCAACUUUGACUUCCGCAGUUGGCCGGUGGACUUCCGGUGGGAUGAAACCAGCAGUAAAGAUCACCAGAAGCUGGGGCUACCAGGAGGUGUUCCUCUACUCAAGGCCGAACCCAGGACACGAGGCGCCGCUGACAGUUUCUUCCAGAGGGUUCAGAAGCUGCCUUGUCAGAUAACCAGUUACGUUGUAGCGCACUCGUUUGGCCGGCGGAUGCUGUACCCAGGCUCGGUGUACCUCUUACAGAAGGCGCUCAUGCCUAUGUUAUUACAGGGACAGGCCCGUCUUGUGGAAGAGUAUAAUGGGAAACGAGCCAAGCUGCUGGCAUGCGACGGAAAUGAAAUCGACACCGUGUUUGUGGACCGUAGAGGCUCCAGUGAGCGCAGCGGGUCAAAGCUGGUUAUCUGCUGUGAGGGGAACGCUGGGUUCUAUGAGGUCGGCUGCGUUGCUACGCCACUUGAAGCUGGUUACUCUGUCCUUGGCUGGAAUCACCCUGGAUUUGCAGGCAGUACGGGUGUACCUUUUCCUCAGAACGAAGCCAACGCCAUGGAUGCAGUGGUGCAGUACGCGGUGUACCGCCUCGGCUUCAAGCUGCAAGACAUCAUUGUGUACGCCUGGUCUAUCGGGGGCUUCACAGCCACAUGGGCCGCCAUGUCCUAUCCAGACCUCAGCGCCGUCAUCCUUGACGCCUCCUUCGAUGACCUUGUUCCUCUGGCCCUGAAAGUGAUGCCAGAAAGUUGGAGAGGACUUGUAACCAGAACUGUUCGGAAGUAUCUAAACCUUAACAACGCGGAGCAGCUCUGCAGGUAUCAGGGACCUAUACUACUGAUCAGAAGAUCAAAGGAUGAAAUCAUUACAACCACAAACCCAGAAGACAUUGCCUCAAACAGAGGAAAUGAUCUUCUCCUCAGUCUACUGCAGCAUCGUUACCCCAAUGUGAUGACAGAAGAGGGCAGGAGGGCAGUGAGAAUGUGGCUCUCGGCCGCCACUCCAGAAGAAGAAGCUUCUGUACUAAGUCACUACGGAGUAGAGGAGGACUGGUGUCUGUCUGUCCUAGCGUCGUAUAAAGCAGAGAAUUUGGGACAGUAUCCGUGGAGUGUAGGGGAGGAAAUGAGUAUAGAAGGACGGCAGCAGCUGGCGCUAUACCUUGCACAGAAGUAUCUAAGCAGCUUUGAAGCCACGCACUGUACCCCCCUCCCGGCCAGCGCCUUCCAGAUGCCCUGGAGUAUAUAACCCUGGACGUGACACCGCUGCCUUUGGUUAGAUGCACCUGCUGUAACUUUCCUCCAUCCCCGUUACCUGUGACGGCAGCUAACACAGAUGAGAGAGACGCCGCCUUUCCACCAUCUCUCAUACCUCUCUGGACUAUUUUUUUAAUUUAAAUAAAUGGAUUGAGAAUGAGAUUGAAUGAUUAAAAUGUGAACAGUUCUUGUACAAAAUGUCUGUCCCUGACCUGCACUACUGUUUCUCUACCUUCCUGGGGUUGGUUGUCCUACCGGUGGCCACUUUUAGAUCCUGUGUGCUGCAUAGGCCUGUAAUAUUUCUGUGCAUUUAACCACUGAGCCACUUUGUUGCCAGAGAUGAGUAUAGGUGGAAUUACUGGCAACAGCCCUGGAGACUCUCAGUACUGUAACCACGAUGGCUGACGGCUGUAGAUAAAUGAUCAGGAAUGUUCUAGCAUCAUCCUUGUUGGAUCUGUUGUGUCCUCUAGAACCUCAUACAUUCCAUUACUGUCCGUAGAGGACCGUUACUCAUUGGACGUCGUCCAUUUAGGCUUACAACCUCAAUAAAUUUCAUGCGCAUGUCUCCAU